AUGAAUUCGCUUGCUUCUUGUGGACCUGCUCCGUUCAGCGACGACCCCGAAGUGAUAAAGGCAAGGGAAACAAUCGAUUACUCCGAGAAGAUCAGUCUGGAAGACGCGAUUGCGGGCAACGGUUUGUCGCGUUUCUCACUCCAAUUCAUGUCAUUUCCUUUCAGUUUCUCGACCAGUUCGCGUCUACGCCGAUGGAGUUUACGACAUGUUCCACUACGGACACGCGAAUCAGUUCCUGCAGAUCAAACAAGCUCUGCCGAACGUUUAUCUGAUUGUAGGCGUGUGCUCCGACAAAGAAACCCUCGAAUACAAGGGAAGGACUGUGCAGCCCGAGAACGAGCGAUACGAUGCUAUCAGACACUGUCGCUACGUCGACGAGGUCUUCAAAGCCUCUCCGUGGACUUGUCCGAUUCCUUUCCUCAAAGAUCUUAAGGUUUGAACGUGUUUUUGGAUGCGAAAGAGUUGCAAUACAAAUUAAGAUCGACUUCAUGUCCCAUGACGCUCUCCCUUAUCAUGGACCACUGGGGGAGGACAUUUACGAGAAGCACCGAGCGGCGGGAAUGUUUCUGGAGACGAAGAGGACCGAGGGAAUCUCCACUAGCGACUCGAUCUCUCGCAUCAUUCGAGAUUACGACACGUACGUUCGGAGGAACUUGCAAAGGGGAUACUCUGCUAAAGAACUGAAUGUCGGAUUCCUAACGGUAAAAAAAGGAAGCCGAUUUUUAUGAAAUAUUUUAAAAUUUCAGACGAGCAAGUACCAUAUUCAAGACAAAAUGGUGGAAGUCAAAGAAAAGGGGCGGGGCCUUCUCGCCACGUGGAAAGGGCGGUCAGAUCAUCUGAUCAACGGCUUCAUAAGCACCUUUGCGAGAGACCAAAGCAAUGAUUCACCUUCAAAUUCCUCGGGAAACGUCUCGCAGAACACUGCUCCGAUGGGCGCUGAUAACUCCCGAAACAACUGA
Messenger RNA from Caenorhabditis sp. 36 PRJEB53466, 959 nucleotides. The record is from the annotation of a GenBank genome assembly. Lineage: Eukaryota; Metazoa; Nematoda; Chromadorea; Rhabditida; Rhabditidae.